AUGGGAGCAUUUCAAGAGUCGACGAUAUGUUACGUCGGAUGGGACGGAUAUCUGCUGGCCCCGCGUUCGGGUGACUUCACAUUCAGCAUAGAGACAGACAGUGGAGUGCGCGUGUUUCUCAACCAGCAGCCAAUAAUAGUGGAUAGAAUGCUCCCGGCAACUGAGGCUGAUGCUGUCGGAGACAAGAUAGUGCCACUCACCGCCGUUGCGGGACACCCAGGGCGCCAUACUACCGAGUCGGUCCCUGUGGAGCUGACGGCGGGAGAGAAAUACAAACUCCGCGUAGAGCUAGUACACACCAGUCACUUCAAAUACGAAAACGCGGACAGCGCCUACUUAAACGGAGAAAAGGCUUUCGCCGACAGUGGACAGUUCGUUGUCGCUGAUGUCCCACAGAGGUACCAGGGCAUGAAGAUGAUACGGGGCCCCUCUGACCCUGCAGUGGAAUGCUUCGAGUUCUCAGCCAACAUGCCCGUCAAUGUCUACGUUGCAUCACCUGUCGGAGCGACUCUGCCUCUCGCGCCAUCAGAAAAGCAACCAUGGACGGCUCACGACACAGGCGACGACCUCUCGGUUUACCGUGGAACGAAUCCUCUGAGCUUGGCACUUGAUAGCAGUCGAAUGAAGAUACGGAAAAUCAUUUUCCCUGAAGGAGGCCUCAUUUCCUUCAACGUCACUGACAAAGGGGUUCAGUUUUUGCUGUUUCUCGAAGGAAGGAAAGAGAAUGCUUUAUCGUGUGGAGGCCAGCAACAAGUGCUAUCUCUUGUCGGCGGUCCCACGUUUGCUGAGUGUGAGGCAUCAUCAGAGCUGUCAGAGGAAUUUGGCUGUCGGGCUGCCCUUAACGGAAAAAACAUGGAUGUAAAGAACGGGGUCCGGGCGGCUAUCUCCCAAAUGUACGUCAAUGGAGAGGAUUCCGGUGGCUCUUUUGAGUUCCUUGGGACGGCGUGCAGCCUCCCAGAAGAGGGAACCACCAAGGAAGAUGAAGCGCCCAAAAUUGUCAUAGACGACUGUCGGACGAACUUCUGGUCACUGUCCGUGCCUGAAAACGGGCGUUAUAGAGUGGAAGUUCAACUGGGAAAUCCCUGCUUGUCCACAGCUGCGAAUAACUACCUUCAAGUCAACGGCACACCUGUGGCACAGGGCGUGAAACUGGAGACGGGGAGAUUCUACGUGGCAAUAGCCGAUUUGGACGUUAAGGACAAAAUCAUUGUCCUAUCUUCCCUGUGCGACGCCACCGGCAACACGAAGGAGUUGUGUACGGACGCAGUAACAACGAUUCUGAAUGUGAUCAUUGAGAAGAAAGAGUAG
Neospora caninum is the source of this 1308-nucleotide messenger RNA. RefSeq lists its product as hypothetical. The transcript has 8 exons. The record is from RefSeq and is a predicted model, not a curated record. The coding region runs from base 1 to 1308 and encodes 435 amino acids. Lineage: Eukaryota; Apicomplexa; Conoidasida; Eucoccidiorida; Sarcocystidae.